Molecule: messenger RNA, 2732 nt
Organism: Melozone crissalis (California towhee)
Lineage: Eukaryota; Metazoa; Chordata; Aves; Passeriformes; Passerellidae
Product: integrin alpha-M-like
Exons: 18
Coding region: 1-2727 (908 amino acids)
Biological process (GO): cell-matrix adhesion; cell-cell adhesion; integrin-mediated signaling pathway
Cellular component (GO): integrin complex; external side of plasma membrane
Molecular function (GO): integrin binding
Source: RefSeq, a predicted model, not a curated record
AUGACGUCACUGUCCCCUCCCCCAGCGGCCCUGGCGGGGGCGGGGCUGGACCUGGAGACCCCCGCGGUUUUCUGGGGGGACCCCGGGGGCGGCUUCGGAGCCAGCGUGGCCCAGAUGGGGAGCGGGAACGCAGGAUGGCUCCUGGUGGGAGCCCCCCACGACGGCGGCGGCUCCGGGGCCGUGUUCGGCUGCAGAUUCGGCUCCGAAAAUUGCCAGAAAAUUCAAAUCUCAGGACCCUCCGGCUCCGGGAAUUCCUCGCUGGGGCUGGCGCUGGCGGCCGGGGACGACGCGGCGCUGGUGUGCGGCCCCACCUCGGCCCAGGUGUGCGGGGUCAACGUCCACCUCGGCGGCCUCUGCGUCCGGCUGGACACGCGGCUGCGGCCGGGCCCGAGGCUGCCGGCCGCGCCCCCAGAGUGUCCCAAGCCCUCGAUGGACAUCGCCUUCCUGAUGGACGGCUCGGGCAGCAUCGACAGCGACGACUUCCAGAGGAUGAAGGCGUUCAUCGGGGAGGUGAUGCGGCGCUUCCGGGGCGCCGACGCCCAGUUCUCCCUCACGCAGUUCUCCCACGAGGUUCAAGACCACUUUGACUUCAGGGAGUUCCGGAAGGUUCCGGACCCCUGGCGGCUCCUGGACAGCGUCCGGCAACUGUCCAGCACCACCCGCACGGCCACGGGCAUCCGGCACGUCCUGAGGCGGAUGUUCACGUCCGGCCGCGGGGCCCGGCCGGACGCCCGGCGCAUCCUGGUCGUGGUGACCGACGGCGAGAAGUUCGAUGACCCCCUGGACUACCCAGCGGUCAUCCCCGAGGCCGACGCCAUGGGGGUCACUCGCUACGCCAUCGGGCUGUCCGUCCGUGUCCGGCUGUGCGUCCGUGUCCGGCUGUGCGUCCGUGUCCGGCUGUGCGUCCAUCCAUGUCCGUCCGUGUCCAGCUGUCCGUCCGUGUCCGUCCGUGUCCAGCUGUCCGUCCAUGUCCUGCUGUCCGUCCGUGUCCGGCUGUCCGUCCAUGUCCUGCUGUCCGUCCGUGUCCAGCUGUCCAUCCGUGUCCGGCUGUGCGUCCGUGUCCGGCUGUCCGUCCGUGUCCGGCUGUGCGUCCGUGUCCGGCUGUGCCUCUCCGUCCGUGUCCAGCUGUCCGUCCGUGUCCAGCUGUCCAUCCAUCCAUGUCCAUCCGUGUCCGUCCAUGUCCAGCUGUCCGUCCGUGUCCAGCUGUCCGUCCAUCCAUGUCCAUCCGUGUCCGUCCAUGUCCAGCUGUCCGUCCAUGUCCAGCUGUCUGUCCGUGUCCAGCUGUCCGUCCAUCCAUGUCCAUCCAUGUCCAUCUGUGUCCGGCUGUCCGUCUGUGUCCAGCUGUCCGUCCAUGUCCAGCUGUCCGUCCAUGUCCAGCUGUCCGUCCGUGUCCGGCUGUCCAUCCAUGUGGGCGGCGCGUUCGAGAAGCCCGACGCGUACCUGGAGCUGCAGGCGAUCGCGUCCAGCCCCGCCCGGGAUCACCUGUUCCGCGUGGACAACUUCUCUGCGCUGGCCGGGAUCCAGAGCCAGCUCCAGGAGAAGAUCUUCGCCAUCGAGGGCACACACCCGUCCAACAGCUCGUCCUUCCAGCUGGAGAUGGCGCAGGCCGGGAUGAGCGUGGCCAUGAGCCCGGCCGGCCCCGUCCUGGGCGCCGUCGGAGCUUUUGAUUGGUCGGGAGGAGCCUUCGUCUACAGCGGGGGCGGGGCCAAGCCCGAGUUCCUCAAUGGCUCCGCCCCCAGCCCGGGCACACCUGGGGCACACCUGGAGGAGGCCAGGGACGCUUACCUGGGGUACGCGGCCGCGCCCCUGAGCCUGGGGCGCACCUGGGGCCUGGCCCUGGGCGCGCCCAGGUGGGGACACCUGGGACAGGUGACGGUGCUGGAGAAGGGACACACCUGGACAGUGCUGGGACACGCCACGGGGACACAGGUGGGCUCCUAUUUCGGGGCGUCCCUGCUGGCCCUGGAGCCGUGCCCAGGUGAGCCCCGCCCAGGUGAGCCCCGCCCAGGUGAGCCCCGCCCAGGCGAGCCCCGCCCCCGCCCAGGUGAGCCCCAGGUGCGGCUCCUGGUGGGGGCGCCCCUGUUCUACGGGGGGGGCAGCGGCGGCCGAGUGCACCUGUGCGAGAUCCACGGACAGGAGCCCCGCCUGCGCUGUCCCCUGUCGCUCCGGGGCUCACCUGGGCACCCCCUCGGGCGCUUCGGGGCCAGCCUGGCCCAGCUGCCCCAGGUGGGCGGGGCCAGGUGCGCCCAGGUGGCCGUGGGGGCGCCCCUGGAGGACGAGGGGCGGGGAGCGGUGUACCUGUUCCAGAGCACACCUGGGGGCAUCAGCGAGAACGGACAGCGCGUCGCCGGCUCCCGGUUCCCGUCCCAGCCCCGAUUUUUCGGCCAAUCGCUGAGCGGGGGGCGGGACCUGAGCGGGGAUCACCUGCCCGACCUGGCCGUGGGGGCGCGGGGACAGGUGCUGCUGCUCAGGUCGCCGCCGCUGCUGCAGGUGCGGCUCCGCGUGACCUUUGACCCCCAGGUGAUCCCGGCCCGGGAGUGCCCGGAGGGGGCGGAGCUUCGGGAGCCGCUGGGCGUGGCCCGGGUGUGCUUCCGGGUCACCCGGGAAACCGGGGACGGCCUGGGCGCCGUCUCGGCCUCGCUGUGGUUCCGGGCCGAGCUGGACCCCCCGGCCGCGCUCGGGUCCGCGCCGAUUUUGGGGCCGAAAACGCCAAAAACGGGAGCCUGAGGGUG